GGUUCCUGGCCCAUAAAAUUUCCCAAAGAAUAUGGGCUUCUCUACGGCCCAUUUGGCAAAACCCUAGGGCUUCCCCUUCCCUUUACUAUAAAAAGAGAUGCAGUCUCCCUUCCUGCCUCAUCACAAAUCUGAAGCGAAGCUCUGCAGAGAAUUCCCGGAGGUCGAAAACCCUAGCCGUCGAGCUCUCUCUCCUUCUCUCCUGCGCCGCCUCUCUCUCUCCUCUCUCUCUCUCCCGCGCGUCGCUCUCUCUCUCUCUCCUCGCCGUCACCCUCUCUCUCUCCUUGCCGUCGCACGCUCUCUCUCUCUCUCCCUCUCGCCGGCGCCGUGAAGUGGUGGUGCUGACCAGAUCUCAACCUUCUCAAUCCUCGUUUCCAGAUCCAGAUCCAGAUCUAAGACUAAGGAUGUUUUCGCUUGACCAUUACGAGUGGAGGAUGCCGCGUAUGCACUACGGACGGAGGAACACCAGGGAGUACGCCCAAAGGCGUCACUACGACAGGGAGGGUAACUUGGUGCUACCCAUGUUUCCGGAUCCUGAAGAACAGUACAGGGAGUUUCCAUUCAGGUACCCGCACGAGCAGACUAUGAAGCAUAAGGUGUUGAUGCCACAUUUCCAGAGGAUGGCUAUGGAGGAACGCCUACUGCAGGGCAAUGCGAGGUUCCAGCUGGCAACCGAAGAGGGACCCCCGAGGAAGCGUGGCCGUCCAUGCAGGACGCCAAGUGCAGCAGGGGGACCCUCAAGGGUGUUCACCGGGAAGUGCCAGUGUGGAGUGCUGAGCAAGAAUGCUCAGGAGGACCGAUCAGUCGCUGGAUACACGGAGGACUUCAUCAACCAAGCCAAGCUGUGCAAACCAAAGAAUGCAGAGACGUGGUGCAUAUGGUAUAAGAACGGGCUACGCAAGGAACUCCAGGCGCAGUUGAGGGGUGUUUUGGAGCCCUUGGAGUUCGCGCUAGUGAGGCGGAUGGCAGGCUUCGCCAUGGAGGCAGAAGAGAAGAUUGCAGCCGAUGUGGCCGCUCUCUCGAGCAUGGAAGGAGGAAACCCAGGUAGGGACGUUGAUGGCCAUGAGGUGCCGGUAGGGGCACCCGCUAAGGGAAAGCGGGGGCGUCCGCGAAAACUACCUACAGUGACAUGUGAUUGUGACGUACUGGUCCAGAUGGUUCAGAAGCCACGCAAGGUGAGAGAUUACCUGGAGGAGUUCUUGGAUACGGCCAAGAUGUGUCAACCGAAGCCAGCUGAGGAGUGGUGUCAUCUGUUUAGGGCUGGGCUACGUGGGGAUAUUCGUGAAGAACUCGUGGGAGUCCUGGAGCCUCUGGAAUUUGCACUGGUGAGAAGGAUGGCUAACCAAGCACUGCAUGCGGAGGAGUGGUUGGCGGAAAAGGAGGCGGAGGCCGAGGAUGACCGCGUCGCAGAGGGCGAGGAAGACCUGGGAUCCGAGUCCCGCUGCCCCUCGCCAUGUCAAUGUGGCUAGACGAGAUCCUAGGGACGAUUCGUAGGAGUAGGACACGUGUUCCGCUAUUGGUUUUAUUUCAUUUAUUGGUUAUGGGGGUUGGUGUUUUUCCCCUUAUUUACGGUAUUCUGUAUUUGUGCAGAUGUGCUGAGUUUUCUUUUACAAACUAUUGUAGUCCUACUCCUUUUAUUAUUUAUGACAUUCCUUCGUUGGUUUUAAAGAUUCCAGUAGAGUUAUCGUGUCAUGUAUGCCUCCCUUGAUUGUUGUGUGAAUGUGUGAAUCCAUUUUGGUAACGAACGAUUGGUCUGAAAGAUGUGGACUUUGGAAUUCGGGGACGAAUUCCGAUUAACGGGGGAGGAUUGUAACGGCCCGGUUCCUGGCCCAUAAAAUUUCCCAAAGAAUAUGGGCUUCUCUACGGCCCAUUUGGCAAAACCCUAGGGCUUCCCCUUCCCUUUACUAUAAAAAGAGAUGCAGUCUCCCUUCCUGCCUCAUCACAAAUCUGAAGCGAAGCUCUGCAGAGAAUUCCCGGAGGUCGAAAACCCUAGCCGUCGAGCUCUCUCUCCUUCUCUCCUGCGCCGCCUCUCUCUCUCCUCUCUCUCUCUCCCGCGCGUCGCUCUCUCUCUCUCUCCUCGCCGUCACCCUCUCUCUCUCCUUGCCGUCGCACGCUCUCUCUCUCUCUCCCUCUCGCCGGCGCCGUGAAGUGGUGGUGCUGACCAGAUCUCAACCUUCUCAAUCCUCGUUUCCAGAUCCAGAUCCAGAUCUAAGACUAAGGUGGAGUGUUUCGAACCCAACCUUCUUUCAUGGUUCUGUAUACUCCUAUAUGUUGGAGUUGGGUUGAUUAGACCCUGUUUGGGAGUUAGGUUGAUAGUACAUGGUAUUGCUAGGAUGAUAGAGGAAUGAAUCAUGAUGCAUAAGAACCCUCAUAUUGAUAAAUGGGACUUGAUGAACUGAAUUGAAUUGUUGUGGUGAUGGCUGAUUGGUAGCUGAUACUUGGUUGCUUGGUUGUGAUGUCCCAUGUGUGGUUGCGAUUGAAGUUAGGAUGCUAGAGAGAAAUAAAUGCUAGGGUGAUAGAUGAACAAUGAUUAUAAAAGUUAUUGAAGUAGAACUUGAAUGCGAUGUGUAUUGUGUGUGACACCGAUAACGGGUGGCGUCUAGUGAUUGAGUCCAAGUACAAGUAGAAAUGAAAAGGGGAAGUAAUUGGGAAUGGAAAGGGUUAAGUGAAAGCGAUAAGGAAGUGAAAGGAUAAGUAAAAGUACGAAAGAACGUUGUUAAGGUUAAGCAUGGGUGGGAAAGCAUAUAGAGAGUCUAAGGAAAGUAGGUGGGGUAAGUAGUCCACGCUAGGUAUCCAUAGGAGAUGUGGCGAAUCCACAUGAAUAUGGAGGCACCCAUAGGAGAUGUGGCGAAUCCACAUGAGUAUGGGGUAGAAGCCUAGUGGGGGGCUACCCACUGAGGAAAAGAGGAAAAGAGGAAAAGAUGAAAAGAGGAAAAGACGAAAAGGAUAUGCAUUGUAGGGUUUUAGCUCAUGGUCGGGUACAGGAAGUUAAAGAAGUCAUAGGAUUUAGUCGGACUGGUAAGAUGAGUCGGUUAAGUCUAGGGAUGGCGUGUGUGGCAAUGAGUGAGAUCAUUGUAUCGAUUGAUUACUAGGUUGUUAGAAGUGAAUGGAAGUGUGUGUAGAAAUUACAGAUGGUGAUAGGAAAUGAUAAAAUGCAUUAACUGAUUGUAGUGGCUAGUCAGUCCUAGUUCCCGCA
This is a messenger RNA of Brassica rapa (field mustard), 3193 nucleotides long. RefSeq lists its product as uncharacterized. The record is from RefSeq and is a predicted model, not a curated record. NCBI's taxonomy places the organism in Eukaryota, Viridiplantae, Streptophyta, Magnoliopsida, Brassicales, Brassicaceae.